AAGAACACUCGCGCAGUCUGGUCAACAAUAAUGUGUGGGAUGACAGAGACAGUCCCCCUUUUCACAUUGUUCAUCCAGUGAUUGGCCCACCAUCCCAUCCAUCAAUGAAUAUGAACGAGCUAUUCCAAGUAGUGUAUACAAAAAAUACGUCACCUCUACUCGUAGCCAAUUGCAGCCCUGUUUUUAUUAUGACUCCCUGGGAUUCCGCGAAUUUGUUUCUUGGAGUUGGUGAACAGCUUCAUGCAGUAAAAUAGGACAAGUUGACGCAUUUGUGAGGAGAGAAAGAAACCAGUAGAACCUACAACACUAUUCCAGGACCGUAUUUAUCCUUCACAGGCUACAGAGGAGUAAAACAAACAGCAAUACUUUUAAAGUUAUUUGAUCCGUUUCUGUAAAAUAGUAUUAUUUGAGACACACAAAGACGACAUGUGGAACUAAAAAACACGUUUCCUGAAAUCCCUGUGAUGUGAAGAUAGCCAACCUGAUAAAUUACAAGGAGAGUCGUUUUAUCAAAGGCGAAAAUAGCAGCAUCAGUUCGGAGAACUGAUUUUUUUCCAGAGUUCUUCGGCAAUGUCGGAGGUUGAUCUCGCUGCUGAGUGUUUAGUCUCCAUCUCUAACCGCCGGCCACCGGAGGACCGCUGUCCCGAUGCCAAACCGAAAGAGGACAUGUCGAAAGAGAACCAAGAAAACAGGACUUUGUUAAUGGUGGCGAUGAUUUUGCUCGACCUGAACAAAUGUAACCAGAACACACGCAGUGAGACAUGUGGUGGGGGUAGUAGAUGUCUGGGCCAAAGUGAUGCCAAAAGCAUGGUUAACGGACACCUGUGUGGUCACAGGGUGAGCGGGGACAGUCGGGGCACUGCAAGGGCGCAACAGAACUUGGCAGAAAAGCAGUCACGGAACAAGAAGGCUGUGAUUGUGCACGUGUCCUCAGAGAAGAGACAUUGUUGCCCGUUCAGCGGCUGUGGGAAGAUGUAUGGCAAGUCUUCCCACCUUAAAGCCCACCUUAGAGUGCACACUGGUAAGUGUUGUAAAGGUUAGGCUACAUACAGAAGUAAACUAGAUAGUCUAUACUGGUAUAUAGCCUAGCUACCGUGUCAUUCUGUAGGCCCACACUAGUGCAGAGAUUAUUUUGAGAACAUAACUUUGACCAGAAUAUUGCAAAAUUAUAUGGCUCUCAUAGUUUGGUCUAAAGACAAUUCGAUUUAGGGUAUUCUAGAAUCUAGAUAACCAUCGUGCGUACGCUCUGUAGGAUGUGUUCGUGUUGUACAUAACUCAAAUUAUACAGGAACUGUCUGCCUGUGUGUUUUGAAUGCGGAGGUGUGUCCAUGGACAGAGAGGGGUGCGCGCAAAGGGCGCCGCGAUUCUUGUUGACACUAGAAUCAUAGAGGCCUCUAGUGGCCAAAAUGCAGGAUUAGCAUGGGCAGCGCCAUUGAGGGCUUCCACCUCUUUAACCAACAGGGUGGGACUUCCAACUUCAUUGGCUGAUCCCUCUCGAUGACCCUGUUGGAGUCAUGUCCAACCGGGUCAUAAGGAGGGAUCAGCCAAUCAUGAAGAAGGAAAUUGACUACUUCAAAGUGGAGAUUGCGUCAAUGGCGCUGCGCAUACUGUCACAGAUGCUAUAAUGGCACAGAUACAAAGAUGAGUCCUCUAUCUCUCUCUAUGGUUGACACGUACUGCCGAGCAAGAAAUAAGAACAUAGUGUGCAUAGUAGUACAGAAACCGACUUCCUAGACAUGUAGAUAGGCCACAGUGGAGGUGUUAAAAUACCCAUAAAACCUAGUGGUUUUGGGACUUGCAAGGACUUGUAGUCUUGUAUGUCUACUUCGAUACUAAUUUAGUAUUUUCGAAUAUGACAGUAAAAAGAGCCGAAUAUACUGAUAAAACUCAAGAGAUUUCCGACUUGCUAAUAGGUUGUAGUUCUACACGUGCCGCGUUCAACCAGUUAGCAAGUCGGAAAUUGUAAGAGUUCCGACUAGAACGUGAACGCGGCAUUAUAGACGGGCGGCUGACAACGUCACGAAGAUGACGCGCACUCAUCGAUGUGGCCCGAAGGCGUGCGUUGUUAUGAUUCUGAACGGUCAGAUAGCUAGCAACAAUGACAAAAAGCUAUCGUGCGGAAUCGUACGUGGCUCGUUUCAGCUCUUUGUAUAUUGUUAUUGAUACCAUGUCUUGGUUUGAGUUGUUUUGACUGGUUUCAUGGUUAUGCUAAUGUGGCUAACAUUUGCUAGCUUUUUAUUUGUACAUUUGAUUUAUUUUUAUAUUAAUAUAUAUAUAUAUAGAAAUUGUCACAUGCGCCGAAUACAACAAGUGUAGACCUUACCUUGAAAUGCUUACUUACGAGCCCUUAAACAACAAUGCAGAGUUUUAAAAAAGUAAGUAAGAAACAUUUGCUAAAUAAACUAAAGGAAAAAUUGUAACACAAUAACAAUAACGAGGCUAUAUACAAGGGGUACCGGUACUGAGUCAAUGUGCAGGGUUAGUGUUGGUAAUAUGUACAUGUAUGUAGGGGUAAAGUGACUAUGCAUUGAUAAUACCAACAACUGUAACGAUGUAUUUGAGAGACAACAAGUCCUCAUUGUUCAAAUGUAUUAAUGUUUUCAAUAAACAUUUGGAUAAGCAAACCCUGUCUGUUUUGCCCCAUAGUUGCGCACACGUCAGUUUUGUUGCUAAUCAACCAACCCGUCUAUAGCCUACCAUUUCAACCAAGUGGUAAGGACCUGUUACCUAUGUUUAAUGUGUAGCCUGGAUAUAUUCUUGUAAUAAAGCCACUCAAGCCACGUGUUGUCCUUGGUAACCCUGCGACGCCCCUUCCUCUUACGUCACAUAUUUCACUUCACUCAUAUUCUGUUGUAGACAGGAGACGUGGUCAUGAAGGAAUUCAACACUUGGAUAAAUUAGGCCUAUUUGUAGUACAAAUGAGCAUGUAGAAUUCCCUUAAGAUCAUUUUAUAAAAAUAUUAUAAUGUUCCUGACAUAGCUACCAUUUUGAGUGAGUAGACGUGUUGAUACCUAGAGAACAUAUUGUUAUAUAGCCUUGUUAUAAGAAUACAAUAUUAUAAAAGCUCUUACGUGCUUAAUGGUAAGUGAUGUCUCAAAACCCACAUUUUCACUCAAUUGCACACCUGUAGAAUGGAAUGUUGGCCAAUUUUAUUUAUUAUGAAAAAUGUUGACCUUCAUUCUGUCAUUGAGUCCUCAGAAUGACUCCACUUAUUCUCUCUUCCUUCUCUUUGUCCUCUUGAUGGGUAUGGUUCUCCAGGUGAAAGGCCAUUCCAGUGUACCUGGCCAGACUGCACUAAGAGGUUUUCGCGUUCAGACGAGUUGACGCGCCACUACCGCACACAUACAGGGGAGAAGCGCUUCACCUGCCCGCUAUGUGACAAGUGUUUUAUGAGGAGUGAUCAUCUGACCAAACAUGCCCGCCGCCAUGCAGGCUUUCAUCCCAGCAUGCUUCAGGGCACCGCAGUCAGAAGAAGCCGCUCCUCCGCCUCCUUCUCCUCCUCCUCCGACUCUGGAGACCAGAGCCCUACUGAGGUGUGAGACACACACAACCAACAUAUACUACAGGGAGGUGGAAGUAGGCUAGUUACUUUAUCUACCCAAUAACAAACACUAAUUUUUGUCUGUUGCAAAAUGUUAUGAAAAUUAUUUGCCACUGUGGGCCCAGUGCCCUAUUGAACAUGACCCUGUUUGUUUUCUGUUUGGUAAUAGCUGGUCUCUAGUGACCCCUAGUGGUGUGAGCAAUAUUAUCACUGGAAUGUGAAUAGUGGUAUAAAUCAUAGAGCCAUUCACCUUUUUUGCAUAAUAUUUCAUUUUCUCUUUCUACAAGGAAUACUAGCAGCAAUGUAAUAAUAUAUGUGAAGUAUAUCAUGUUUUUUUAUUUAGACAUUUGUUUUGUUUUUACACUCCCAGACAAUGAGAGGCCUUAUGUAGAAAAGUGCUCCAUAAUGUAAUAGUAUCAAUCACCUUGGUAGUCAUGUGUGUGUGUGUGUGCUAGUAGUUGAUAAAUAAUUGCCUAAAUGAUGGUUAUGUUAUAACACAAAGCAGUGCAGUGAAAUUAGUGUUCAAGUCACAGAUGGGGUACUCAUCAAACUGAGAUUGGUGUCAAAUUGCCAAGUGAAACUAUCCAAAUAGAAUGUAAAGUUGUGUGUUGCAGCUUAGAUUACUAUUACAACAUUUGCAGUAUUGCAAAAUUCUUUGAACUUUGUACAUUAUUUUGUAUUUGUAUAGGGGAUUGUGUAAUACUUUGUGCCUUUCAGAUUGAAUUCAUGCUCAGCAUUCUUGGAUGUUUUGAAGUUGUUCUAAUUUUCUGAAUGUCUGAAGCUCCAUCUGUCAACCUGUGGAUAACUAAUUUAUGAUAGUAUUGCUCACUGUAAAUACCUGUGUACUUAAUUAUGUCAGAUACUUUUAACAUUAAAACAAUUAUCUUUGUACAUCGGUA
Molecule: messenger RNA, 4440 nt
Organism: Coregonus sp. 'balchen'
Lineage: Eukaryota; Metazoa; Chordata; Actinopteri; Salmoniformes; Salmonidae
Source: the annotation of a GenBank genome assembly